Messenger RNA from Populus euphratica (Euphrates poplar), 1721 nucleotides. Its product is annotated as ethylene-responsive transcription factor ERF026-like. Gene Ontology annotation, biological process: regulation of DNA-templated transcription. Gene Ontology annotation, molecular function: DNA-binding transcription factor activity; DNA binding. The coding region runs from base 851 to 1381 and encodes 176 amino acids. Lineage: Eukaryota; Viridiplantae; Streptophyta; Magnoliopsida; Malpighiales; Salicaceae. The transcript has a single exon. The record is from RefSeq and is a predicted model, not a curated record.
AUAUAGAUUUUCUUGCUGAGAUUCAAGUACCAUGAGAUGGAUGAUCGUGAUAACCCAACCAGAUCACCAACUAAAAUGUGCUUGUCACUUUCACGCAGCUUUUUACACAGCUUAAAUUACUAUUAAGCUUCCACAAAAACAAUUGAUUGGUAUAAAGAAUCGGUUUUGGUCGUCACCCAUAUUAUAGACAUCCCUCUGGCAACCAUGCUCCACUUAGCUCCUAGUCCUCUGAAUCAUAAAACCAGAAGAGAAGAUAUUAAGAGAAAACGCUGAUGGCUUUGGCACUACUAUGAGAGUAGAGCAAAUACCAGCUAAUAGCUAGCUAGGCGCCCCCAAUGCGCGUGCGCUCAUUUAGCAGAUGAGCUUGCUAGCUACUCGCCUCAGCUCAACUAUCACUUUCCGCUUUAAACUUUCUAAGACAAAAACCCUAGCUGUAGCAACUACCUGCAUUACACGCUGGAGUCCCACGACUUUGAGCCCACCCCCCACGAAAUCCCCACGCAUUAACCUUUACAACACAAAUCUACACAAAAUCUCACAUGUAUAAAUUCUUUCCUCCUUGCAUGUACCUACCAACCCUCAACCUCUAAAUCAUCUCCUUGCGGUCCUUGUCCUUCACACACACACACACACACACAUAUAUUGAUUUACAUAUGGCUGAGCCCAGCACAUCCACCAAUGUGCCCCAAAUAAACCAAACUCAGUGACUUGCAGCACUACAUUUUGACCCUCAUUCACCUAUAGUAGUGAACUCACUUGACCCUAUAUUGUCACAUUCUAUCCCUACAAACACAAGUGAAAAUCCAUCUCCAGAAUAUCAUCCUCCUCAACAAUAUUGUAAGCCACCAGCAUGGCCACAACUUCAUCUAGCUCCAAAAGGCACCCAUUGUAUCGUGGAAUCCGGAGCCGCAGUGGCAAAUGGGUGUCCGAAAUCCGGGAGCCACGAAAAACUACUCGUAUUUGGCUUGGUACAUUCCCAAAGCCGGAGAUGGCAGCAGCCGCCUAUGAUGUGGCUGUCCUAGCCCUAAAAGGUACUGAUGCAGUUCUUAACUUCCCGAAUUCUGUUGGGACUUAUCCUGUUCCUGCAUCAACAUCACCCACUGAUAUUCGUAAUGCAGCUAAUGCUGCUGCUGCAUUAAAAAAGGCUGAAAUGAGCUACAAUGAAGCAUUAGAUGAACAACGUAGGAAUGACUGUGCCGUUGGUACCUUUUUGGAAUCGGGUGGAGAAGAAUUUGUUGAUGAGGAGGCACUGUUUGAUAUGCCAAAUUUGCUGGUGGACAUGGCAGGAGGAAUGCUGCUUUCGCCACCAAGAAUAACCUCAUCGCCAUCUGAUGACUCACAGGGAACUUCUGAUGGAGAAAGUCUGUGGAGCUAUUCUUAACAUUAAUUCUCCUUACUACAAAUCUUUACAACCUCAUCAAUGGAUUAAUUAACAACAUAAAGAAAGAAACAAGAGGGGUGUGGCAGUCAUUACUGUGACUUUUUUUGGGUACUAUUCUGCCUGUCCUGAAGUAUAAGCCAAGCAAUAAAAAUGGAGGAGGUUAGGAUGUGAAACGAAAACAGGAUAAAAGAUUCAUCAAACAGUGCCAGUGAUCACAUACGUUGUGUGUUUUUGAAUUUUGAGAUAGAGAAUAGUGAGUUAGAGUUGCAUUUCUUUUCAUGUGAACACCUCGUUGUAUAAUAGUUUAUCUAGCUUGUAAAUAUUUUUUGGCUUUGCUUUU